UACCGUACGAGUGCUCCGACAACGACAUUAAACUUGUGGGAGGAGGAGCAGCCUGCAGCCUUGAUCGGACCAGAGGUAUUGAGCCUUCAUCUCGACUUAGUUCCCCACGCUGUCUUCCCCACACUGUCUGCACGCUCACUACGAGUACUCGUACGGUAGCUGCACUUCCGGCCCCGUCUGGCCAGAAGGCUGCCUAUGUCCCCGCCACUAUAAUUUUCCCUUAUCCCAUUAUACAUACCGGUGUCCUCACCCAUACCGGCGUCGUUGCUUGGUAUCGCGUCUCUCCUAUCGCACAUACCGGUAUCACACCCAACUGUAACGCACCCGGAAUCGCAAGCGUCCUUUUUUCCCCUUCGAGAUUUGAAUUUUGCUUUGUUUUUCCCCUUUUCGUGUCAUUUUCACUUGUACUCGUACAGUAUUUAUUUCUCUCCUGCAUUGUAUUUGUCGGUUUGGAGACGUACGGCAUCGUACUUGAGCACACGACCCCCAUAUUGUACCCGCCAUUCGGUUGCCUCGGAUCCGGAUGCUGUUUUGAUGGUCAAAGGCAUCCGGCACUCGGGGAAGCAUAGAACAGCAGGAGGCAAACAAAUCGGUGCACGCAGGGCACGGAAAAGGACAGGAUACGUUGAACGUCCUAGCGCAUCUUGAGAUACGGUCAGGAUAGAAGGGGACUGGAGGAUAGGAAACAUUAAGUACAUACAUUAAGGUAUGAUAGGGUACACCUCAGUCUGCAUUGCAUGCAUUCGAUGUCGUGCUGAAGUGGCCACUCGCUCCCCAUUGGUGCCGUGCGCUACGGUGGUAUGGUAGGCUAACUCACGCUGGUGGGCAGCAGCCUGCUGUCCCUCCUUCCUCCCCCUCCCACCUCUCCCCCAACUCGAAACCCAAUCCUUAUUCCGGCCACUGCAACAGCCCACAUAACCCCCGGCCAUUUGUCAUUUUCUCGACAAACAAGCUCCGUCGGUAACUUACCCUCCUCAUCACCACUCCCGUUAUCUCCCCAUCCAUCGGUCCAUCCAGCUUUGAUUUAUUUCGCCUUUUCGGUCAGCAAACAGCCCGAAGAUGCCCUAUCCUUCUCCAUCGCUGCAACCACAGCGUCGCUCCGCGCAGCAUUCCAACAAUACCUCUCCACCGACUACUCAACAUUCUCAAAUGAUUCAACCGCCGCAGUUCAAUGCAUUUCCGACCUCGCCUUUUUCGAGUUUAGCCCACCUUCCAGCUCCAUGUCGCCAGCUUCACCCGCCAAAGUCCCCACUUUAUCGACCCGCUGUUCUCCGUUCAAUCGAGAGGCCCGCUCGACGUGAAAAUUCGCCUCUCACUCCACCGACAAGUUCUGCAGCCUCUGUAAAUGAAGACUAUGUUGGCGAUGGAGAGUAUAAGAAUGGCAUGGAUAUUCGAAAUGCUGCUUACGGCAGCUAUCUAGCCGGAGAAGACUAUGGAAUUGCUGGUCUGGAAGAAGAGGGGAAGGUCACAGGUCCUCCGGGAAAGGGACAUUGGAAGGUAUUUAUUUCCACGGUUUGGCACCUGCAAAAAUAUUACCCUCGUCCUCCUCCCCUUCUUUCCCAGUCCUGUUCUCCACCAGCAAAGCGCAUCCUCUGGAGUGGGAGAGAUAUCCCUGCUUUAUGUUCCUCAGACCGGUGUCAAAGGACGGGGGAGGCAGAGUUUUUUGUUUUUUUUACAAAUAUUUCUCGCUUGGGGUGCACCUCUUUGGCUACAUGGACCGCAAGGUGUUUUUUUUCUUCUUGUAUAAUUAGCUUGCCUGCUUGGGCUUUUACAGUCGUGAUUGCUAACCUGCAUUGCGUGCUCAUUCUAGCCUGACGCUGAAGCUGUAACCUGUGACGCGGCUAUGUGUGUUAAAAACUUCUCAUUUGUUCUGAGAAGACAUCACUGUCGACGGUAAGUUUGUUAUUUGCUCCGUCUAUGCUUUAUUCACAAGUACCCGUCGUUCUUGAAUUCUUUUCGUGCCGGCGCAUCCUGAGGCUUAUCCGCUCUUCCCACAUUUUCCAUGGUGAUUUGAUUCUUGUCUCUGAGCUUUUCGGCUGUGUUUCACUUCAGUUCCGUAUGAGGCAGAAGGGGAACACCUAUUACUUGAUGACUGACAUCUUCAACCCAUACAGAUGCGGUAACGUAUUUUGUGCUCAACACACAACCCACACGGUUCCUCUCAACCAAAACGCUCGCUUUCAUAUUCAAGGAUAUCAAGAAAGGGCAUGCGAUAAUUGCUGGAAUGACUACACGCGCUUGCUCGCCGCUAAAAGGACAGAUUCUCUGAGCUCUAGCAAUAGUAGCAGCUCAACCCUAAGCAACAAUCAUCCCAGUCCUAGCAGUCCUGUCAUGAAUAUGGGUGUUAGAGGCACCGGUCCUGGAAAUGGGAAAGGAAUGGAUGGACUCGGUGCCAAGGUGGGCAGUUAUGUUGGCAGUGUUCCUAGAGAUUGGAGCUGGAGCACUUUUUAAGUCAAUUCAACUUGGAUGCGAUGUCGGUAACACCACGGCAGGAUGGGCGGAAUAAGUUAUGGUUAACAACUAUAACUAUUUUGCUUCUGCUGGAGUUUAUAUCAACCACCGACAAUCCAUCACUCGACUGAUGGCACAGGUUUCAAGAUUGUGCGCUUAUCAUGUCAGGGGGAGCUUUCUCCCCCUUCUUUUCCGGCUUGUUUGAUUGGAAUCAGCGAUCCAUGGUGAGGAAUGCUGUGUCUAUUAUUUUCCUUUUUUCUGACACGAAUUUCUUUGCCAGAUUUUCCCAGUUGCGCUUCUGAAUUACUCCCGAUCUGAUUUUAUGUUUGUGUAAUUUUCAUUUUUUCCAUUUUUUCCCAUUUUUUUCUUUUUUGAUAAACCGUUCUUAUCAAAGUGUAUUUUCUGUCUUAUGACUAUAUUCAUACCAUAGAUUUCAUCGCAUGUUUCUGGGCAGUUUUUUUUUUUGCUUCACGGGUUGUAUUCCAACGGGAGUUUUUUUCUUUCCCCUCUUUCACUUUCUUUUCUUUCUUCCUCCUGCGAUGUCUUCUGGUUCGGCAAUUUGUUCUAGGGUCUGUAUGUGUUAGGUGUGUGUGAUUAAAGGAGAUACGGUUGGUUGGUUGGUUGGUGGGGUCAUGAUAGGGGGGAGGAGAUGGUGGUGUUCAGUGGAUAGGGUUGUGCUGGAUGGUGGUGGGAGGUUGACGGGGGGCAGGGGUUUCUGUUUGUACCGGUACGCAUCUGUAGAGAGGCUUAUGGUGUUUUCUCUUUUGGCUGUAACCGGUUCUGAGUGCGGAGGUGAUGUUUGACAUGGUGGGUGGCGUGCCGUAUUUGGGUAUGGUGGAUCCAAGCGUUUCCCGUAGUGAUUGCCAUGUUAUUUCCUAUGGUGUUUUUUGUGGAUGGGUCCCGCGCUACGAUAUGAAGAGUAUUCGGAGUUAUCGACCCCAGUCGAGUACUCGAGUAAUACGGUAGACUACGGCAGCGGUGGCGGCUGGGAUCAACGCUGGGGUUCGGAAACGGAUUCCUGUCGACAUUGUAUCAUAGGAGUGCGGUAGGGUGGGGUGGAGGAUUGAAUCGGACAGUGGUCACAAUACCGCCAACAGGUUACAGUAGAAAAAUACCCGUACAAUACUCGAGUACUGUGCCCCACUCUCGAUGCGUUUGAUUGGAGAAGGCUGCGUCCGAGCACACGACACACGACCAUUCCUGAGCACGCUGCUCAAGAAUUGCGGGGAAAUUCCUGGGCGGGAAGCCCACGUCGGAGGAAAUUGCGGCAUAUCGGUGUUACCAUUCGGUCCAUUCUUUGCCAUCUCGCAUCUGCCCACUCAUGCUCUCACACCGGUGACCAGCUGAGGAUGAGGACAGCCCACCGGUGGUGCCGUACCGUACGAUACAAGUAUCCACAUGUGCCUGUCUGUCCGUCCGCUUAGCCCAUGUGUCGUGUGGCAAUAAAUUAUCCGUCUUCUCGGACCACCAAAAACGGCCCAAGUUCCUUCCUCCUUCGUUUUCGUCGUCAGUUCACCCACGAUAACCAGCGAUUGAGGCCGAGUCAGCACCUUGUUUACAGUGUUGCACUUGUAUAUCGC
Tuber aestivum (summer truffle) is the source of this 4031-nucleotide messenger RNA. NCBI's taxonomy places the organism in Eukaryota, Fungi, Ascomycota, Pezizomycetes, Pezizales, Tuberaceae. The record is from the annotation of a GenBank genome assembly.